Molecule: messenger RNA, 288 nt
Organism: Protopolystoma xenopodis
Lineage: Eukaryota; Metazoa; Platyhelminthes; Monogenea; Polystomatidea; Polystomatidae
Source: the annotation of a GenBank genome assembly
ACAUUGAAUAAGGCUUUUUCUCUCGUAGCUGUUGGACGCACUGGAAUUUUCAGUUCCGCUUUGCCCCAGACUUUAAAGCAGGUAUGGCAUCGGAAUUCACUACUGAUCUUUGGAGUCGACGGAGCCGUCCGAUUGGUUCAGACAUCUCCAAAAUUCUUAGUAAUACAGGAAGCUUGUAUGCAUUCGGAUGAUGGAAGGGGCGUGGUCGAUGCUGAGGUAAGCUACGAUGGACUGUUCCUCCUCACUUGUGGCUUUGAUGGUCUUCUGGCUGCCAGCUCUUUAAAGUGA